AUGGCAAAACUCAUUGAUGAUACCGACUACGAUGCCUGCGAAAGGUUUAAGAAUUCAAGCCCCGCUGUUCGAUACCCAAUCAAUCCUCACGCUGCCCUUACAGUCGUCCCUCUUACCCACGCCAGACAAGAUGACAUGAGAUCGAAGUCCAAGCCUGUCAAAUUGGUCUACAACCGGAUCAACCGUUCAACGCUAACCACAAGCCGACCUUCACAUCCUGAUGAUCUGGCAAUCUACCUCAGCGACGACACCUUGCCACAAUCCUCCAACAAUGAAUUGCCUCGACCGACAACCGCGAAAAGUCCCGAAGCUUGGCUCUCCGAAGUCGCCGUCUCCCUGACAGCUUCGCCUUCAGCAUUAUAG
Messenger RNA from Protopolystoma xenopodis, 363 nucleotides. NCBI's taxonomy places the organism in Eukaryota, Metazoa, Platyhelminthes, Monogenea, Polystomatidea, Polystomatidae. The record is from the annotation of a GenBank genome assembly.